AUGGGUUAUCCCUUUGAUGAUGUCGCCGCUGAUCGAUCAGAUGAGAUGUUCCUUGCUUGGGUAAAGCGAACCUGCAGUGACGAGUGGAAGAUACCGCUCGAAAACCUUGUGGCCACAAUUCGAGGUGAUCAGAGACCACAGUCGCGUGAAGUUCUCAUAGGGGGAUUCAACGCUGGUUUUAUCUAUAGAUACAAGAACAGCCAGUUGGAUACCGUACUUCGCUUUCCUCAACCCGGACGACAAAGAUUUCCGAACGAGAAAGUUCGAAAGGAGGUUGCCAUCAUGGGGUUCAUCAAACGCUACACGUCCAUUCCGAUCCCCGAAGUUCUCGACCACGGAGAGUGUGAUCUGGGACCUUAUAUCAUCAUGCAAUAUGUUGACGGGCACACAAUGUCAGAGGACCUAGAGAAAUCACCAGACGAUUAUGUACUAAAUGAAGAGGUCGAUGAGAACAAGCUAAGGAAAGCCUAUCGUCAAAUGGCAGAUGUCCUCGUCGAGCUCCAGCAAAUUAGCUUCAACCAAAUUGGCUCGAUCAGCAACGAUGGCACCAUAGACGGCCGCCCGCUUACAGGCGACAUGGUCUUCCUAGCUGAAAUGGGAAAUGUGCCGCCCAUGCUCAACAUGGACCAAACAUUUUCGUCUACUCGCGAGUAUUUGAAGGCAUUAUCUGAUCAGCUUUUUCACCAUUUAAAAGAGCAACGCCAUGGCUUCGUGAAAGAUGAAGCCGACUGUCGGCGGAAAUACAUUGCGCGGUGCCUUUUCCAGAAGAUCAUUUCAUUGCUGCCCCUUCGACCCGAAGGCGAGUUCCGUCUGACCUGUGAUGAUUUUCGGCCUUCAAAUGUACUUGUUGACGACGAAUUGGAAAUCAAGGCCGUUCUGGACUGGGAGUUUUGCUACGCUGCUCCCCAAGAGUUCGGACAGGUUCCACCUUGGUGGUUGCUUCUUCAACGGCCAGAAGAAGUUGGAUUCCAGAGCUUUGAGACGAAAUUCAAGUCCAGAUUUCCUCUGUUUGUGGAAGCAUUGUCCGAGUCCGAGUCUUUGGCUAUUAGUAAUGGAAGAUUACAGCGAUCACAGUGUGUAUCAGAAGAGAUGAAGAAGGACAUGGAAAAUAACCUUAAGCUUUUUUGGAUCCUAUAUGCUGCACGCAAUGCCUACUUCUUUGAUGAAAUUUACUGGACGUUUAUUCACCACAGCCAUUAUGAAAUGAGUGGCGAGGAAGAGUUGUUAGCUCAACUCACUGAUGAGCAGCGGCAGAACUUGCUUGAAAUUAGUCAGGACAAGCUUGAUGACGCAAAGGUAUCUGGAUGA
This is a messenger RNA of Xylona heveae TC161, 1308 nucleotides long. RefSeq names its product phosphotransferase enzyme family protein. Bases 1 to 1308 code for a protein of 435 amino acids. Lineage: Eukaryota; Fungi; Ascomycota; Xylonomycetes; Xylonales; Xylonaceae. The transcript has a single exon. The record is from RefSeq and is a predicted model, not a curated record.